Balearica regulorum gibbericeps (East African grey crowned-crane) is the source of this 2716-nucleotide messenger RNA. NCBI's taxonomy places the organism in Eukaryota, Metazoa, Chordata, Aves, Gruiformes, Gruidae. The record is from RefSeq and is a predicted model, not a curated record.
AUGGGGCGUGGGGACUUGCUAGGUGAUAGUGUUGGCUCUACAGAAGCUCAGAGUUGUCAUGAGAACAUCGAGACUCUCUGUGAACAUCUGCAAGCUUUUGAGCUCCACUGGGAGAUCCAGACGGCAUCUGUAAUUUGGCGUGUUUGUAGGAGUUGCAGCCGCCUUCGAAACAUUCAGAGUAUCCUGACACAGAGCAGCAAAUCUCAACCUGAUGGAAUCCUUUGCAUUUUGGGAAUAGAUAGCCGAUACAAUGAAGGUUGCAGGGAACUGGCAAACUAUCUGCUUUUUGGCUUGUAUAACCAGAGUAAUAACGACUUUGAAAGAACUGGAUUUCCUGAAGAAGUUCUUGAUGAUAUAAUCAUAUUAAUAAAACCUGACAGUGUCCAUCUGUACUGUAACCCUGUGAAUUAUAAUCAUCUUUUGCCAUAUGUGGCAUACUGGAGGAACUUGCAUUUUCACUGUCUAACUGAAAAUGAGUAUGAAGAUGAAGAAGCUGCAGAGGAAUUCAAAAUUUCCAGCUUUGUAGACAUGGUUCGGGAUUGCAGUCGCAUUGGUAUUCCAUACAGCUGCCAAGGUCAUCUACAGAUAUUUGAUAUGUUUGUUGUUGAAAAGUGGCCAAUAGUGCAGGCUUUUGCCCUGGAAGGAAUUGGGGGUGAUGGAUUCUUUACGAUGAAAUAUGAAUUAAUGGACGUCAGUGUUGAUUUGUGGAAGACAUACAGUAAAAUGGAUCCUGUUUCCCUGGAGGACUUGCUCUUUGAGGAUUUGAUGAUUUUUGAACACCAGUGGACCAAUUUUUUUGCUAAUUUUGAUACUGAAAUUCCCUUCAUUCUGGAACUAUCAGAAUCUCAGGCGGGGGAGCCUUUCAGAAGUUACUUCAGUCACGGAAUGAUCUCAAGCCAUAUAACAGAUAACAGUCCUAGCCGGCAGCCCUUUGUUCUGUUUGGUAGCCACUCAACUAAGGAAAACUUGAACUCCGGUAACUUUAAUUUUCCGUCAGAAGGACAUCUUGUUCGAAACACCGGCCUUGGUGGAAGCACUGCUAAGCAUAUGGUAGUGCAGUGUGUCUCUCCAAAGGGACCUCUGGCGUGUUCAAGGACCUAUUUUUUCGGAACCACUCACACUCCAUUCCUGGGAAAUGACAAUGAAAUGCACAAGCAAGCUGAACAAGUUACGCUGUUGUCGCAAAUAUAUACUGCUGUUGUAGAGGCUGUGCUUGCUGGCAUUGAGUGCUAUGCUAAAACUUCCACUGAAUCCAAGGCAAAGGAGGUAGCAGAGCAGAUGCUCAUGUCUGUGUUAGAUAGUCUUCACUUAACGCAGCUUAAAACUGUGUUAUGCUCCAAAAUCGCUUUUCAAAUUCAGGCUGUGAAUAAUCAUGGAAGAAUUACUCCAUUAGAUAAUGAGGAUGGCCUGAGUUUGAUUAAAACGGCGUCUAUGAUGGUAUUUGACAUUCCAGACUCGCUCACAGGAAGAGGAUGCUUGGGAUCUGUUGUCUUUUCAGAGUCUUUUCUAACGUCACAGAUACAAGUAAAAGAAAAAGAUGGCAGCAUUAAGUCAGAAACCAGCCACAUAAUACUGACUGCAGCUAUCCCAAGAUACGCUUCUUGGCUGGUUGAAGAUAGUGAUGUGAAACUGUCUGAAAAGGCACAGCAUGUAUUGAAGGAAGACAAAUCUUUUCUGGGCACUUUACUCACUGGAGGUGAUGGAGCAUAUAUUUAUUCUAGCAAUCCACAAACCAUGCCUGCAGAAGGCAAAUUGUACUUCUUUUCAGAUGGCAUUCUCUUUUCUGAUCCCCACCAUGGCAGCAUUUCCAUUUCAAAGAACCACAUGAGUUCCAUUUCUCUCUAUGAUGGGGAUUCAACCAGUAUUGUUGCUGCUCUCUUCAUAGAUAUCAAAAGUUCCUUUCUUGCUCAUCUACCGAUUGAAUUCCAUACCCGGGACAACUUUUUGAUGAUUGCACUUUUCCCCAAAACAAAGAUUUAUAAAGCUUUUUAUUCCCAGGUUUUUUCUUCGUGGCAAAACCAGACAAACUCAGGAUUAUCUUUAAGGGUUGUCCAGGAAGAAUUCCUGUCUGUGGAGCAAAAGAGAUUGCAUUCCAGUGUUCAGAAGCUAUUUAACGCCUUGUCUUUUCCUUCUGGGGAAAGAUGCAGGGAGCUGAAAAUAUCUGCUGCUCUUCCAGAAUUAGAGAGGUUUGUGCAACACUUUACAGUCAGCAGCGUCAGUCACGAGCCAAUAAUGAGAGCACAUCUUCCUGUUUUAUUGCAACAGUCAGAAAUCAUUCCUGACAGCAAAGCAGAAAGCGAUAAGGUGGUUAUCACCAUUAUAACUGGUCUUCCAGGAUGUCGUUGCAGCGAUCUGUGCGCUUUUCUUGUAACUUUUAACAAGGAGCACGGAAGGUGGAUAGUUUAUCGGCAAACUAUGGAUAGUCCUGAAUGUUUCAGUGCAACCCACUUCCAGCGUUACCUCUCUAGUGUCGUGGAGGCUCAACAAAACCACAGCGUCCGUCAGUCCACUUACGCUAAGAAGAACAAGCGUCUCUUAGUGGUCUUGCAAGGAUAUACUGAUGUUAUUGAUGUUGUACAGGCUCUGCAAACUCAUCCUGACCCAGAUGUGAAGUCUUCUUUCAUCAUUGGAGCAGUUAAUACUUGUGUUGAGCCACUGAGUUGCUAUAUGGAACAUAGACUCCUUUUUCCCAAGUUCUUGGACCAGUGUUCACAAG